Helicoverpa armigera (cotton bollworm) is the source of this 1235-nucleotide messenger RNA. RefSeq names its product ribonuclease H2 subunit A. The coding region runs from base 236 to 1177 and encodes 313 amino acids. The transcript has 5 exons. NCBI's taxonomy places the organism in Eukaryota, Metazoa, Arthropoda, Insecta, Lepidoptera, Noctuidae. The record is from RefSeq and is a predicted model, not a curated record. Gene Ontology annotation, molecular function: RNA-DNA hybrid ribonuclease activity; RNA binding. Gene Ontology annotation, cellular component: ribonuclease H2 complex. Gene Ontology annotation, biological process: mismatch repair; DNA replication, removal of RNA primer.
AAAAUUGCUAAUUAAUUACCUAUUUAUCUGAGUAUCUAUCUGAUUUGCAAUAAAGGUUAAAAGUAUUUAUUUAACAUCUUAGAAAAAUACGAAUAGAAUGAUUAAAAACAUACAGUGUGUUGUGUGUUCGCUAUAGUAUAGUCCGUGUUUCUUGUCUAAUACUCACCUUGUUGCAACUACAAGACUAUUGCAAACAUAAAUAACAACAACGAAUAAGAUUCAUAGAACCGAAAACAUGACGAUAAAAUCGCUGCAAGAACUCAAAGAUUUUAUUAAGUCUAAAGACAAUGUUAGAAAUUUUAUAAACUGUUCUGAUGUUCCUGAUAUUUGUAAAACUGAACCAUGCAUGCUCGGAGUUGAUGAAGCAGGACGUGGGCCUGUUUUAGGUCCAAUGGUGUAUGGUAUAGCUUACUGCCCGGUAGAUCAAACUAAAAUACUUCAUACCUUAGGAUGUGCUGAUUCAAAAGCAUUAACAGAAGAAAAACGAGAUGACAUAUUUACUAAAAUGCUAUCUGAGGAGGAGUCAUUGAAUAAUGUAGGAUGGGUUGCAGAAGUAAUUUCUCCAAAUUACAUAUCAAACUCAAUGUAUAGGAGAGCAAAACAUUCUCUGAAUGAGGUAUCAAUGAAUUCAGCAAUUGAAUUGAUAAAGAAGGCAGCAGAGAGUGGUGCAAAUAUUACCGAGGUCUAUGUGGACACUGUUGGUCCACCAGAAAAGUAUCAAGCAAAGUUAGCUGAAAUAUUUCCCAACUAUAAAAUAACUGUUGCAAAGAAGGCUGAUUCAAUAUAUCCCAUUGUAUCUGCGGCUAGUAUUGUGGCAAAGGUCACCAGAGAUCAUGCCUUAAAAGUGUGGCAGUUCCUUGAAGGGUUGGAAAUGUCACACACAGAAUUUGGUAGCGGUUAUCCUGGUGAUCCGCUCACAAAAAAGUUUAUUCGUGACCAAAUUGACAAUGUGUUUGGCUACCCAAUGUUGGUCAGGUUUAGCUGGUCAACAGCUGAACACAUGUUACAAGAAAGAGCUGCUACCUGUACAUUUGAAGAAGUGGAUGACCAGGGAGCUACCAAAAAGCCUAAAAAGUCAAUCAGUUCAUUUUUUGCUAAACCUGAUGAAGAGAAAGCAAGGAAACGUCACAAGUUCUUCGAAGAACGCCAUUUGACUGUUAGUAAUCCUUUUGAAUAAUUUUAUUUAAGCAUCUAAUUAUAAUAUAAGACCAUGAGAAUAAAAGUGUUGAACAUAA